Molecule: messenger RNA, 1895 nt
Organism: Hevea brasiliensis (rubber tree)
Lineage: Eukaryota; Viridiplantae; Streptophyta; Magnoliopsida; Malpighiales; Euphorbiaceae
Product: pentatricopeptide repeat-containing protein At4g21170
Exons: 1
Coding region: 51-1757 (568 amino acids)
Molecular function (GO): protein binding
Source: RefSeq, a predicted model, not a curated record
ACACUUCCAUUUGCAACACAGCGGAACCAGCGGCUGCACGCUGAACUCAAAUGCUUCUUCACAAUCACAAAGCAUAUUCAACUGCAACUUCUAAACUCACUUGGAGAACCCAAAUCAAACAAAACCAACUGGUUUCCCAAAUCUCUUCUAUUUUAAUACAAAGACACAACUGGGUCUCACUUCUUCUGAAUCUUAAUCUUUCUUCCAAGCUCACUCCUCCUCUCUUCCUCCAAAUACUCCAUAAAACUCAAUCCCACCCUCAAAUCUCUCUCAGCUUCUUCAACUGGGCCAUAUCCUAUCUCAAAUUCAAGCCAGACCUCAUAUCCCAAUGCCAUGUUAUCCAAGUUUCUCUUGGGGCGGGUCUUGCCCAAUCCGCGAAGACAAUCUUGGAUUCUCUAGUUCAAACCCGCAGUGCACAUGUACUCGUGGAGACCAUGGUUCAAGCUUGUAGAGGUAAAAGUUCUCAGUCUGAUGCUUUAAGCUUUGUUCUUCAAUGCUAUUCGCGUAAGGGUUUGUUUAUGGGUGCUUUGGAGGUGUCUAGGAAAAUGAGAGUUAUUGGAUGUACUCCUUCUGUUCAUGCCUGUAAUGCACUUCUUGAUGUUUUGCAAAGAGGAAAUCAGAUAAAAUUGGCCUGGUGUUUUUAUGGUGCCAUGAUUCGAGAUGGGAUUCUGCCCGAUAAGUUUACUUGUUCCCUGGUUGGUCAUAUUCUUCGUCGAGAUGGGAAAUUUGAGAGAAUUGUUAAAUUGUUAGACAUGGGUAUUCGUAAUUCAGUUAUGUACAAUGCUAUUGUUGAUUAUUACAGUAGAAUUGGGGAUUUUGAAGCUGCAUUUUGUCGCUUAAAUGAGUUGCAUCAUAGAAAACUUGACCCUAGUUUCAGUACCUAUGGCUCCAUACUAGAUGGAGCUUGCAAAUUUAGAAAAGUUGAAGUGAUUGACAGAGUAAUGGCUGAAAUGGUGGAUAAAGGAUUGCUUCCUAAGCCUCCUUUAUCUGAAUGUGGUUCAACUAUCCAGAAGCUUUGCGAUUUGGGAAAUGUGAAUGCUGCAACAAUGUUUUUCGAGAGAGCUUGUGAUGAGAGGAUUGGAUUGCAGGAUGCUACAUAUGGGUGUAUGCUAAAGGCAUUUUCUAAAGAAGGAAGGGUAGAGGAAGCUAUAGGUUUACACCGAAUGAUAAUAGAAAGGGGUAUCACAAUAAAGAAUAGUGCUUAUCAUGCUUUUGUAGAUCUUCUUUGUGAGGAAGACCAACCUGAGGACAAAUAUGGAAUACUGAGGGACAUCAUGAGAAGGGGUUUUAGUCCUUCUACAUCUAAUUUGUGCAAAUGUAUCUCAUCAUUAUGUGCAGAACGCAAAUGGGGGGAGGUGGAGGAGCUGUUGAAUGUGGUUCUAGAGAAAGGGUUAUUGCCAGAUUCAUUAUCCUGUUAUUCCCUGGUCGAACAUUAUUGCUCCAGCAGACAGAUUGAUAAAGUUAUUGCAUUGCAUAAUAAGUUGGAGAAAUCAGAAGCAAGUUUAGAUGUAACAACAUAUAACAUAAUCCUUGAUGGUUUAGUUAAAGAAGGAAGAAUUGAAGAAUCAAUUAGGGUGUUUGAUUAUAUGAAAGGACUCAAAUUAGUUAAUAGUGCAAGUUUUACAGUUAUAAUCCGUGGGCUUUGUCAUGCAAAGGAGAUGAGAAAAGCAAUGAAGCUUCAUGAUGAAAUGUUGAAUAUGGGGCUUAAACCUGAUAAAGCAACAUAUAAAAGCUUGAUAUUGGAAUUCAAGCGAUAGGAUGUCUACUUCAAUGUCUCUGUUUGUUCUGUAAGUGUACAGGCUGAAAUUGCAUAUUGUGCCUUCUUUUUAUGACUUGGAAUAUUUCCCAAGCCAUGUUGACAGUGCAAAAAUGCAAAAAAGACUUAUUUUUUUUUA